UUUCUAAACUGAUAACAAACGUCAAAUCUGUAGACUAAAAUUUCAUAGAUUUGAAUUAAUUUUGUUUAUUUUUAAAUUGUGUUUUAUCAAUAAAGUAUAAUUUCUUUCUUAGUUGCUGUGGAGUUCAUUUCUUUUAUGUUUCAUAUUCUCUUCUAGUCAUUGUUUUGGUUACCACUCCAUGUCACUCAGAUUUCUACGUAAAAUUCGAGUAUACUUCAAGACUAAACCGCCGAAGCAAAAUUGGUCAGAAACUUCCGGUCAUAGUUAUUGUACCAUUGAAGGAGAAAAAAUGGACGCAAUCAAAGCAAUGAAACGCCUAGGUUACGCCUUCAACAGUGAAGGUCAGUUGCGGAAAGUUGGUGUUGAUGGGCAAAUAACUGAGGAACCAUUCCAGUUUAAUGUUAGUAACCAGCACCAAGAGUGUCAGGCUCACUAUGAGGAACUUGGCAGUGCAGUCACCGAGUAUGUGUAUCAUCUGAUGGAAACUGAAAGGAACCUGACCAGGUUGCCAGUACCAAAAGACUCUAAUAAAGGCACAUUCAUCUUUGUGUCCAAAGAUUAUGAUCAGAAAGAUGUCUUAUUGAUUCUUAUUCACGGAUCUGGUGCUGUAAGAGCUGGGCAAUGGGCUAGAUCCCUCAUCAUUAAUGAUAAUUUAGACAUGGGAACCCAAUUACCUUACAUUAAAAGAGCCCAAGAAAAAGGUUAUGGGGUUAUGGUUUUAAAUCCAAAUGAUAACUUUUUAUCGAAUGGCCAAAAGAUUCCACACAGCAAUUCCGGAGAAGAGCAUACCAAUUAUGUAUGGAAUAACUAUGUGAAGAAUACAAAAGCAACUAAAAUAGCAAUAGUAGCUCAUAGCUAUGGAGGAGUACUGACUGUGACCUUGGCUGAUCAACUGAAGAGUGAGUUUGAGAAGAGAGUCAAGGCUAUAGCAUUUACGGAUUCAGUACAUGUGUACUCCAAUAUUGAAAUAACUAAGUAUAUGAAAGAGUCUGCUAGAAACUGGAUAUCAAGUCAGUCUCCAUUGGACACACCAAUGAACACUCCAGAUUAUGAUAUCCCUAGAGUUUCAGCUGGUCAUCAGAAGCAUGAAAUGACAUCAUAUUCAUGUAUGGAAUCAGUUUUCAAGUUUAUUGAUGAGAAAGUCUCGCUAUAGUUAAACACAAUGUUUAAUUAUAUACUGUUGUUAUAUGUAUAAGUGAACAUUUCAACAAGCAGCAUUUAAAUAAGAAUAUAUUUUAUGAUAAAAGAUAUUUAUUUUUAUUUUCUAUAUACAAAAAAUGGCUACAGCCAAAUAAAUAAAAGUUAUUUCUUCUUUCCUUUGUAGCAGUUUUUCAUCCAGUACUUUAGGUCUUGUUUGUUUGCUCUUACACCUAGUACAGCUGAUUUUGAGUUCACAUCCCUCAUGGCAAAAGGUGAGAAUCCAGCUGUGUAGUCAGGGUCCAUAGCAUUAGUUUUAUUUCUUGCCAAUUUUGUGGCAAAUCUCUUGUGGAUGUGUUGGUCUUCAGUCAAGAUUGGGUAUUGGAAGUGCUGCCCUCCUCUUGGUGUUGGAAGACUGAACUUCUUGCCCCGUGCUGUCAAUGGUUUCCGACCAUUGAUGUGAAUGUGCUGCACCCCAUCAUCAUCAAUACUUACACCGACUUUCUUCAAUGUGGAGUGUCCACAUUUAGGACAAAAUACUUUGGUCAUGACACUUGUGGUUUUGAAGCAUGUUGUGCACCUGAAGAUGAAUGUGCGUAAAUGUUUAAUGAUCCUGCCAUCUACAGAAGUCACAUUCAGACCUAUUUGUUUAAGUACAUUCUGCAUAGCAAAGUCAGAUGUUGUACAUGCCACUUCAACAGGCUUUACUUCAAAUUCUCCGAGUUCAAUUUCUUUCUUCUUCUCUGCAACAUUGCCUGGUGUGAUCCAGUCUCCACCAUCACUGUCACUGUCCGAGUUCUCCUCACUUUCAGACUCCUCUUCUUCCUCAGUAACCUUCACAAUGAUUUCAUCCACAUUUUCCUCUUUAAUGUCCAUAUUUUUUAUUUGUUCAGCAAUUUCUUCUGCUUCCAUUUCCUCCUCAUCAUUGCCAUUAUCGUCAUUGCUUGCAUUGUUGUCUGUUUGAGGAACAAUUUUAUCUACUGUGUUAACUUCUCCUGUUUCUUCAUCUGUCUUUUCAGAUGGUUCUCCUGUUUCUUGGUUAAUCUUUUCUGAAUCCUCUGUGGUGUUUCCAUUAGAGUUGUAGUUGGGUAAACCAGUAACUUUAACAACUUUCUGUGUUGUAGGCUCGGUUUUAAGAUGAUCAGUGCCUACUUUUUCUUUUUCCAGCUGAUAUGUAAGUGCCAUUACCUUAAUAUCUGUGGCUGAUAGACUACGAUAGUCACCAGUUUUUUUGGAGAAUUCGGUGACAAAUUUAAUAUUCUCAGUGAAUACAUCUUUGACAAUAAGAUCGUAUGGGAGCACUACAAGUUUUCUGCGUUGUCUGUCGUUCGUUAUUUCAUCAAUAACCUCUUGCACUGUGUAAACAUUUUCGGCAAUAUCUUGUAAACUAGCUGCCUUUAUAAAUGCGGUGGUGUCCACCACUAAAUGCUUAAUAUUCUUCGACAUUUUGUGGUAUUACAUUAGUAACUCACACUCAACAAAUCGUUUCAACUUCUUCCCUUCACGUGCUCGUGGUAAUUAUUUUGGCCAAAUUGUCAAAAUUUCUGUCAGCUCAGCUCAAUCAGCUCAUUGUCAAUAUGUCAAAUGAACGAA
Messenger RNA from Spodoptera exigua (beet armyworm), 2730 nucleotides. The record is from the annotation of a GenBank genome assembly. NCBI's taxonomy places the organism in Eukaryota, Metazoa, Arthropoda, Insecta, Lepidoptera, Noctuidae.